ACUAAAGUCAUCAACUCUUAACCUCUAAAGGGGUUCUUUCUUAAAUCAUUCCCCUUCUGCUUCUGUUCAUAAACGAGAUUUUUGACAUCAUUGGCCGGAAGUAGUAAAUUUUCCGGCGGAAAAUGAGAGAUCACGGCAGCCACCCCAUAAGGGGUGGACUGGUUGUAUUGUGCUUAGUAGUAGUGUCAAGCAUUAUGGGAGCCUCAGGGGAUCCCUACAUUUAUUCUUCACCACCUCCUCCGUAUGAGUAUAAGUCUCCACCGCCACCUUCGCCUUCGCCACCACCUCCUUAUGUGUAUAAAUCCCCACCACCUCCGGUGCAUUCUCCUCCACCACCCCCAAUGCAUUCUCCUCCACCACCGUAUGAGUACAAAUCACCACCACCCCCGGUGCACUCACCACCUCCUCCGUAUGAGUAUAAAUCACCACCACCCCCGGUGCAUUCUCCUCCUCCGCCCUAUGAGUACAAGUCACCACCACCUCCGGUGCACUCACCACCUCCUCCAUAUGAGUACAAAUCACCACCACCUCCGGUGCAUUCUCCACCUCCACCAUAUGAGUAUAAAUCACCACCACCACCUUCACCAUCCCCACCACCACCAUAUGUGUACAAGUCUCCACCACCACCCGUCAAAUCCCCACCUCCACCAUACCACUACUCAUCACCACCACCACCCGUAAAAUCCCCACCUCCACCAUACCACUACUCCUCCCCACCACCACCUGUAAAAUCACCUCCUCCACCUUAUCAUUACUCAUCUCCACCACCACCAGUCAAAUCCCCACCACCACCAUACCACUACUCAUCACCUCCACCACCCGUAAAAUCACCACCUCCACCAUACUACUACAAGUCCCCACCACCUCCAGUUAAAUCCCCACCACCACCAUACUACUACCAUUCUCCUCCUCCCCCAGUGAAGUCACCACCUCCACCAUACCACUACAACUCUCCUCCACCACCCAAGCAUUCUCCACCACCACCUUACUACUACAAGUCUCCACCACCCCCCGUCAAGUCACCACCCCCACCAUACUACUAUCACUCUCCACCACCCCCAAUGAAGUCACCACCCCCACCAUACUACUACAGCUCACCACCACCACCCGUCAAGUCCCCACCACCACCAUACUACUACAGUUCACCACCACCACCGGUGAAAUCCCCGCCACCCCCAUACUACUACACAUCCCCACCACCACCAGUGAAAUCUCCACCACCUCCUUACUAUCCUCACCCUCAUCAUCACUCAUACACCGUGAAGGUAGUAGGAAAGGUUUACUGUUACAGAUGCUACGACUGGAAGUACCCAAUCAAGUCCCAUGCAAAGAUGCACCUAAAAGGUGCUGUGGUUGAGGUGACAUGCAAGGCAGGAGACAAAGAUGUGGUGGCUUAUGGUAAGACAAAGAUCAAUGGUAAAUACAGCAUCACGGUUAAAGGAUUUGAGUACGGAAAGUAUGGUGGAGCCAAGGCAUGCAAAGCUAAGCUCCAUAUGGCGCCCAAGGAUUCUAAAUGUAAUAUUGCAACAAAUCUUCAUUGGGGCAUUAAGGGUGCUAAACUCAAAGUGAAAUCUAAGAGCAAAUAUGAAGUUGUUUUGUCUGCUAAGCCAUUUGCAUAUGCUCCCAAGACUCCUUACAAGAAGUGUUACAAGCCUGCACCAACACCAGCUCCGGUGACUCCGGUGACACCGCCUUAUUAUUAUAAGUCUCCACCACCGCCACCCAAGUCUCCCGCACCAACUCCUUAUUAUUACAAAUCUCCACCACCGCCAUCUAAAUCUCCGGCACCAACUCCUUACUACUACAAGUCUCCACCACCACCGCCUAAAUCUCCCACGCCAACACCUUACUACUACAAGUCUCCUCCCCCACCAACAAAAUCUCCGGUUCCAGCUCCUUAUUACUACAAAUCUCCCCCACCACCAACUAAGUCUCCCACUCCGGCUCCUUAUUACUACAAGUCCCCACCACCACCUUCACCAUCACCACCACCUCCAUACUACUACAAAUCACCACCACCACCUGUCAAGUCUCCCACUCCCGCUCCUUAUUACUACAAGUCCCCACCACCGCCGUCACCAUCUCCACCACCUCCAUACUACUACAAAUCACCACCACCACCCGUGAAAUCUCCAACUCCAACUCCUUACUACUACAAGUCUCCACCCCCACCGUCACCAUCUCCUCCCCCACCAUACUACUACAAAUCACCACCACCACCCGUGCAUUCACCUCCACCACCUUACUACUACAAAUCACCACCCCCGCCAGUGCACUCACCUCCACCACCCUACUACUACAAAUCACCACCACCUCCUUCGCCAUCUCCUCCACCACCAUAUUACUACAAGUCCCCACCUCCACCAAGUCCAUCCCCUCCACCUCCAUACCAUUACUCAUCACCUCCACCACCUGUGAAAUCCCCACCACCUCCAUAUCAUUAUUCCUCACCCCCACCACCUGUCAAAUCCCCGCCACCUCCAUAUCAUUAUUCGUCACCCCCACCACCAGUGAAAUCCCCGCCACCUCCAUAUCAUUAUUCGUCACCCCCACCACCAGUGAAAUCCCCGCCACCACCAUAUCAUUAUUCAUCACCACCACCCCCCGUCAAAUCCCCACCACCUCCUUACCAUUACUCUUCACCACCACCACCAGUAAAAUCUCCACCACCUCCAUAUCAUUAUUCAUCACCUCCACCACCAGUGAAAUCCCCACCACCUCCAUACCACUAUACGUCACCACCACCUCCAGUAAAAUCACCACCACCCCCAUAUCAUUAUUCAUCACCUCCACCACCCGUGAAGUCCCCACCACCACCAUACCACUAUUCUUCACCACCACCACCAGUAAAAUCCCCACCUCCUCCAUACCAUUACUCAUCACCUCCCCCACCUGUGAAAUCACCACCCCCUCCAUACCACUACUCUUCACCACCACCACCAGUCAAAUCCCCACCUCCUCCAUACCACUACUCUUCACCUCCACCACCGGUGAAAUCUCCACCUCCCCCAUACCACUACUCAUCUCCACCACCGCCAGUGAAAUCACCUCCACCACCGUACCACUACUCAUCUCCACCACCUCCCGUGAAAUCCCCACCUCCACCGUACCACUACUCAUCACCUCCACCACCCGUAAAAUCACCACCUCCUCCAUACCACUACUCAUCACCACCACCGCCAGUGAAGUCACCUCCUCCCCCAUACCACUACUCAUCACCACCACCACCAGAAAAAUCACCACCCCCACCAUACCACUACUCAUCUCCCCCACCCCCAGAGAAAUCUCCGCCCCCACCUUACCAUUACUCAUCCCCUCCACCACCCGUAAAAUCCCCACCUCCCCCAUACCACUACUCAUCCCCACCACCACCCGUGAAGUCUCCACCUCCCCCGUAUCACUAUUCCUCACCCCCACCGCCAGUGAAAUCACCUCCUCCCCCAUACGUCUAUUCAUCACCACCCCCACCUGUUGCAUCACCACCCCCACCAGUUUACAUUUAUGCUUCACCACCACCACCCACUCACUAUUAAGGUCCGACCGCUCAGCUAGUUCCAUCCAACAUUCAACUGCCAGCUUAAAACAGCAUAGAAUACAACAAAAUAAAAUCCCAGAACCAGAUCAUCAAGUUAAUAAGGUCGUCAACCGUGCAUUACAAAGCUUUAACCUUUUUGACACGGACCAAUUUGCAUUUACAUCAUUAGUGACACUCUUACAUUUGGGAGUUGUUUCAACUACAAAGGGUAUUUUCUAUAGAGGUUUUCCUUAUCUGGUUAAGUGAAAUUAGUAAGUGAGAUGCCUGGCAGAAGUUUGUAUGGUGUGGAACAAGGCUUUCCUGUGUAUUCUUUGUUCAUUUCAAGAGUGUUUAUUUCAUGUAAUUUAUCUGUAACAAUAUUAAUCUUUCAUUUACUUCAAAUUUAGUAA
Daucus carota subsp. sativus is the source of this 3924-nucleotide messenger RNA. RefSeq names its product extensin-2. NCBI's taxonomy places the organism in Eukaryota, Viridiplantae, Streptophyta, Magnoliopsida, Apiales, Apiaceae. Gene Ontology annotation, molecular function: structural constituent of cell wall. Gene Ontology annotation, biological process: plant-type cell wall organization. Bases 123 to 3533 code for a protein of 1136 amino acids. The record is from RefSeq and is a predicted model, not a curated record. The transcript has 3 exons.